AAAUAGGUAAACCAGAACCGGGUUUUAUCGGGUCAAUUAGAUUUAACCGGUACCGGUUAUUUAUAUUAUUCCCCUGUAAAAUAUUCCCCUCCCCUCUCUUCUCUUCUCUCUGCCUUUCUCUUUCAAAGUCAGAGCUCUUGAACGGAUAAUCUCGCUCGCGCCGACAACUUUUUGUUGAGAAGAUAUUUCAUCUGUUUCCGAUCCAAAUAGUGGCGAGCUUUGAUUUCGAAAUCUCCCUUUUUGCUUCUUCAAUUCGAUUUCCUUUGCAAGCUAAGAGCUUGAUCUCGCUAUCUCUCAGAGACAGCUGAGAGCUGAGGAUACUGGAAGGAAUCUCCUAUGGCUGAACUUCCAGGUCAAAUAAGACGUAUGAGCGGUGGAAUUAGUCAAUUGAUAGAGCAGAUAUAUGGGUUUUCGAGAAGAUGUUUGUUUCGGGUCAUAUCUAUGGGUCCUAUACCUAGUCAUCUCGCCUUUAUCAUGGAUGGAAAUAGGAGAUAUGCAAAAAAGCACAGUCUAGAAGAUGGGUCUGGUCAUCAAGCAGGGUUUUCUGCGCUUAUGUCGAUGCUGCAGUACUGCUAUGAGCUGGGUAUCAAGUAUGUAACGAUAUACGCAUUUAGCAUAGAUAAUUUUAGAAGAAAACCUGAGGAGGUUCAGUCUCUAAUGGAUUUAAUGCUGGAAAAGAUAAAGUCUUUGCUUGAGAAAGAGAGUAUUGUGCAUCAGUAUGGGAUUCGGGUCUAUUUUAUCGGUAAUUUGGCGCUGCUAAAUGACCAAGUGAGAGCUGCUGCAGAAAAAGUCAUGAAGGCCACAGCUAAGAAUAGUCGGGUAGUGCUUCUCAUCUGCAUUGCCUAUAACUCGACAGAUGAGAUCGUACAAGCUGUCAAGAAAUCUUGUAUUAACACGUCAGACAAUAUUGAAGCAUCUGGUAAUUAUAAACACGAGGAUAGAGAUAGUGAUAUAGAAGGAACAGAUAUGGAGAACCAGGAGAAGAGGAUACAGUUGGUGGAUAUUGAGGAGAAUAUGCGGAUGAGCGUGGCUCCGGAUCCUGAUAUACUCGUCAGGAGUUCAGGAGAGACAAGGCUGAGCAAUUUUCUUUUAUGGCAAACAGGUAAUACCCAGCUCUUCUCUCCGGCUGCUCUGUGGCCUGAGAUUGGUCUGAAGCAUCUGCUCUGGGCUGUAUUGAACUUCCAAAGAAAUCAUUCAUACUUGGAGAAGAGGAAGAAACAAUUGUGAUUGUCCUGAAGUGAAGGAUAUACAAAAGCUCUCUUUUCUUUUUGGCUUUGUAAUGUGAUGUGAUGCUCUUGUGGAUACUAUCGAAAGUAAACGAUUACAUAGAACAAGCAAUGUAUUUUACACACGAACUCAUUUGAGUUUUUCUUUAUGAACCCUUAACCAAAAGUCCUCCCUAAA
Arabidopsis lyrata subsp. lyrata is the source of this 1404-nucleotide messenger RNA. Its product is annotated as dehydrodolichyl diphosphate synthase 6. Lineage: Eukaryota; Viridiplantae; Streptophyta; Magnoliopsida; Brassicales; Brassicaceae. Gene Ontology annotation, cellular component: endoplasmic reticulum. The transcript is spliced from 2 exons. Bases 337 to 1227 code for a protein of 296 amino acids. The record is from RefSeq and is a predicted model, not a curated record. Gene Ontology annotation, biological process: polyprenol biosynthetic process.